This is a messenger RNA of Cuscuta europaea, 1114 nucleotides long. Lineage: Eukaryota; Viridiplantae; Streptophyta; Magnoliopsida; Solanales; Convolvulaceae. The record is from the annotation of a GenBank genome assembly.
ACGGAGGAUAGUAUAUAUUAAUAUGAUGACAUAUGCAUGCAUGCAUCUGCAGGUUCUUCGUGGAGAACAACCUGAGCCUAGACAUUACCCCUCAAUCACUGAAAACGCAGCUGACAUGGUUCAAUAGCUACUUGGAAAGUGUGGGGUGCAGAGACUACAAAUCAACACCAAAGCAGUGUGGGGCGGUUUUUGAAGACGCCCUGUUCUGGGUCGGUGAGAUUGGGGCCAACGAUUAUGCAUACACCCUCGGAUCAAACGUUCCUGCCAAAACUAUUCAGCGUCUUGCCGUCUCCACUCUUACCACCUUCAUACAGGCAAUGCUGCACAAGGGUGCAAAGAAGAUGGUGGUACAAGGGCUACCCACGACGGGCUGCUUGACGCUGGCCCUCUACUUGGCCCCACCGGACGACAGAGACGCCAUGGGCUGCGUAGCCUCCUCCAACCACCAAAGCUACGCCCAUAACGCCAUUCUCCAGUCCAAUCUCGACAUCCUCCGCCGCCGCUUCCCGCAGGCCACCAUUGUGUAUGCCGACUACUGGAAUGCCUACAAGUCCGUCCUCACCAACGCCAAACGCUACGGCAUCACCCAGCUCUACAGAGCCUGCUGCGGCUCUGGGGACGCCGUCUUGAACUUCGACGUUUUCACCACUUGCGGCUCUCCUGCCGCCGCAACAUCCUGUCCGGACCCCUCUCAGUACAUUAACUGGGAUGGCGUUCAUCUCACCGAAGCAAUGUACAAUGCUGUUGCAGAUAAGCUUCUUAAUGGCACCUUUUCUCGGCCUCCCUUUCGCUCAUUGCUGCGGGCUGCGCGCGCCGCGUAGCAAUUAAGAUCCAACAGGCCAUGUCUUCUCCCAUCUAUCUUAUUCCCUAAACCCCAACUUUUGGACUUUUGGUUGUCUUUUCUCAUUUGUUUUUUCUAGAAACUGUAUUUUAUGGACUCUCUAGUGAAAAAGUCGUUAAAGUGAAUACAUUUAUAAGUUACGAGACCAUAUUUACGACUGAGUAAAAUUACAGAGUAUAAAACUCAUAACGGACACCACAGAAAGUUACAACAUCAAAAUUGCAAAUAAGUUAUAUAAUGCAUUAUAUGUAGUAUAUUACUACUAAUCCCUUA